Messenger RNA from Ipomoea triloba (trilobed morning glory), 1086 nucleotides. RefSeq names its product ATP-dependent DNA helicase PIF2-like. The record is from RefSeq and is a predicted model, not a curated record. Gene Ontology annotation, molecular function: DNA helicase activity. NCBI's taxonomy places the organism in Eukaryota, Viridiplantae, Streptophyta, Magnoliopsida, Solanales, Convolvulaceae. Bases 1 to 1086 code for a protein of 361 amino acids. Gene Ontology annotation, biological process: telomere maintenance; DNA repair. The transcript has a single exon.
AUGUUGGAAGUCUACAGCAAAUCAUUAAAAGACUUUCCACCAAUGCCCACACCAGUAGCUUCUCCUGCAAGACUAAGUGGAAAUCGUUUGUUGUUUGAAGAGCUAUCAUAUGAUCGUGCACUGUUGGCAACUGAAAGUGAUAGGUUGGUUAGGCAACUAACUGAAGAGCAACGUGGGGUUUAUGAUACAAUAAUGGGAGAUGCGUCAUCAAGCAAUGGUGGAUUGUUUUUUGUGUAUGGGUACGGAGGAACAGGGAAGACAUUUUUAUGGAAGACCCUAUCUGCCACAUUGCGAUCUCAAGGUGAAAUUGUUAUCAAUGUAGCUUCAAGUGGAAUUGCUUCGCUUCUUUUGCCAGGUGGUAAGACGGCACACUCAAGGUUUGCUAUACCAAUUAACAUUAAUGAGGACUCCACGUGUAAUAUUAAACCAGGUACCGAUCUUGCUGAGUUGAUUUCAAAGACAAAGUUAAUCAUUUGGAAUGAAGCUCCCAUGAUGCACAAACACUGCUUCGAGGCCUUAGAUAGAACUAUGCGGGACCUGCUUCGCUUCUCUAAUCCAUCGAGUGAGAUGUCUACUUUUGGGGGUAAGACGGUAGUGCUGGGUGGUGAUUUUAGACAGAUUUUACCAGUUAUCCCAAAGGGAUCGAGGCAAGAUAUUGUGUCUUCCACAAUUAAUUCAUCAUACCUAUGGUCAAGUUGUAUUGUCCUAAGGUUGACAAAAAAUCUACGAUUGGAGAAUAUGGAAGAUGCAGUAGAAAAACGACAAGUAGCACAUUUCGCAGACUGGAUUGCUUCUAUUAGUGAUGGUACAGCUGGAGCAACGAACGAAGAUUGUCCAGAGGUUGUGAUUCCAGAUGAUAUGCUUUUGCCAACAAAUGUCGACCCAAUUGCAACUAUUGUUGAAAAUACAUUUCCUAUGUUUCAGAAUGGUUCAUGUGAUAACAGUUUUCUUCAGAGUAGGGCAAUCCUUGCACCAACAUUAGAUGUUGUGAAUGCAGUAAAUGAUUACAUGAGUAACCUGCACGAAGCUGAGAGUCGAACAUACCUAAGUUGUGAUUCGGUUUGCAGGACCGAUAUUGGCAGUUGA